Molecule: messenger RNA, 2090 nt
Organism: Cladophialophora immunda
Lineage: Eukaryota; Fungi; Ascomycota; Eurotiomycetes; Chaetothyriales; Herpotrichiellaceae
Exons: 2
Coding region: 206-1600 (464 amino acids)
Biological process (GO): regulation of vacuole fusion, non-autophagic; vacuolar protein processing; protein phosphorylation
Cellular component (GO): Golgi apparatus; cytoplasm
Molecular function (GO): protein serine/threonine kinase activity; ATP binding
Source: RefSeq, a predicted model, not a curated record
UGAAAUGCGAUGCACUGAACAGCAAAUGCGCCCAAGGCUCAUUCCUAGGUCUCCCGUCUGAUCAUCUUCCACUCUGAAUCCUAGUCGAGAAGCGCGACUCGCCCCGACGAUUAUCGUCGCUGUCGUUCUAGUCUGUCCUACCGACUCCCAGCAUCCUCCUGAGUGACGGCCUGCUUACUCCCGCUUCGCUCCCCAACCGUCCAUUAUGGCGAACACAAUCCUAGACAUAUUCUAUUCAUUAUCCAGUUGUAUAUGCUGUUUCCCGAGCACUCCGCAGUUAAAGAUCAACAACAGAAGCUUCCGUAUGCUUCGACUGCUGGGCGAGGGCGGCUUUUCCUACGUCUACCUCGUCCAAGACACCUCCGACUCCGCUCUAUACGCACUCAAGAAGAUCCGCUGUCCCUUCGGCCAAGAAUCGGUGUCUCAAGCCCUCAAGGAGGUCGAAGCAUAUAGCCUGUUCGCACCGCACCCUAACAUAAUCCACGCUGUCGACCAUGCUGUGCAGACCGAUUCAACCACGAAGGUUUCUGGGAUUGGGACAGAUACGGCCAAUGGGGCUAGUAAAACCGUCUAUAUCCUCCUACCGUAUUACCGGAGAGGGAACCUGCAAGACAUGAUCAACGCGAACUUGGUCAACCACACCCGUUUCGGUGAGAGACGGCUCAUGCAGUUAAUGCUCGGAGUCUGCAAAGCACUGAAAGCCAUGCACCAAUACCGCGUGCGGAAUACACCCUCACGGUCCGCCGCCCAGUCCAUCCGCGACGAAGCCGCAAGCGAAGAUGCCGACGCCGCAAAACGGAAAGCUCGCGCCAAUAAGAGAACAAUGACGGCGUCGCAGGAGAACGAAGAAGAAUUGGCGGAAGAACAGGAAGAACCGCUCAUGCCCUCCGACGAAGUCACUCGCGCACAAGAAGGCAAGAAUCCCGGCGAAACUCGGGCAUAUGCGCACCGCGACAUCAAACCUGGCAACAUCAUGAUCGACGACGAUGGCCGCACCCCGAUUUUGAUGGAUCUGGGAUCCCUUGCCCCAAGUCCCACGCCUAUUACAUCGCGCUCCCUCGCCAUUGCCGUGCAAGACACGGCGGCUGAACACAGUACCAUGCCGUACCGCGCCCCCGAACUCUUCGACGUCAAAACCGGCUCUGUCAUCGACACAAAAGUCGACAUCUGGAGUCUUGGGUGCACGAUGUAUGCUUGUCUGGUUGGGAAAUCGCCCUUUGAAGCCAGAAGCGACGAGACUGGCGGCAGUCUCAGCAUUUGCGUGUUGGGCGGAGAUUGGAGAUGGCCUGACGAGGGAAACAUUUCAAAAGGCAAGAACAAGGUCGGCUCCACGCCGGCACGUUCAAACACGACGUCAUCGCAAAGCGGCGCAACGACGGCGAAUGGCGACGCGAAUAAGUCCCCCGAUGCGAACACGCCGGCUUCUGGCGGGAGAAUAUACCCGCACCCGGCAGCCAGAGAAGUCGUGAGGCGGUGUCUGCAAGUCGAACCGGCCGAGCGGCCGGACGUGGAUGAAUUGAUGACCUUGAUCGACACGUGUCUGAGCGAGCUCCCCGAAGACGACGAGACGGGAGGCUCGGAGGGCGACGGCGAAUUGUGAGGACGAAAACAUUGAGAUGUAUGUAGCUCGCCUUCUCCCGUGCCAAUGCACGUCUGUUUCUUUUCGCUUCUCCUCGAAAAGUUCUCUUUGGGUACCGUGCAGUUUGGAGCUGCGAAGUGGAUCUAUAUUUCGGAUGUCUGUAUGCGUGUUUGUGUGUGUGUGUAUUCUAUCUGUGGCGCGGGCGCGGAUGUAACGGUCAUAUCUAAGUACUUUCUGGGCCUCUGGCGGUUGGUCCUGCUGGACAGACUGGGAUUCUGGGAUCAAGAAGCCUGGAAUUCGAGUCGCAGAGCGAGGCUGUCGUUCCUGCGCCUCUGCUAUGUGGCGCCAGUAUAGCACGACAGGAGCUAUAUCAGUCCUCGCAAUCUGUAGGCCGACCAUGAAUGAUCCAUAUAUACGGGGUACACCCCUGCUUCAGCAUCCAGGCAAGAAUAUCAAGGACGACGCGGCCGGCCUGACGGUCAUUAUGCCUCCCAGCCCAGUUCAUCGAAGC